AUGCCGCCAUUGGAACCGACAGCCGAGAAAAAGACCGGGUUACGGAGAAGUCAUGUGAAGUCACGAAAUGGAUGUGGGCAGUGUAAAGCUAGAAGGAAGAAGUGCGAUGAAAGACCUCCUACUUGUAGCAACUGUAAGAGAAGGAAUUUAAAAUGCGACUAUGAGGAUCUCUUCAACACAGAAUCACCGUCUUCCUCCCCCUGGGAAACCGCCGAAGGCAAUGCCGAAGAAUUGAAUAUAGUAUUCGAGUUCAGCCAAUCCGUAACCAGUUCGGCAGGCUCGGAGCAUGUCCCGAAGCCGACUAGUAAUGUCGUCCAAGUGCGAGGGAAUGCGGAGGAGGAGGAGGAGGAGGUUGAUCCCAAUGCUUGGCUUACUCCUUUCCCCCAAUGGAUCCGACAUCCGAGUAACCCGGUUUACUUAGACCACCCCGGUCAGUCUAAUGAGCUUAUGUUUCAUUUCUUGACAAAUGCAUCGCACACACUCGCUCCUGACAAUGCUGGCGUAUUCCAAUAUUGGCAGCAGAUUGCAUAUUCAAUUGCGCAAGAGCAUGACUUUGUGAGGCAUACUUUACUCGCCUAUUCCUCGCUUCAUAUUGCACAUCUGCAACCGCAGGAAUCCCAGAAAUACGUGGUUCUCACCAGCCACCACCAUGCGAUCGCCAUUAACGGAUUCAAGGAGCAAGUAACGGCGAUCAACGGUGGCAACUGCGAUGCAAUAUUUAUCUUUUCCGCCCUGCUGGUUCUCACCGAGCUGGGCUUGAUGCGUCCGGUCUGGGAUGACGGAAGCAAUGCCGAUAUCGACCCAGUCGAUAAGCUAAUCCAACAACUGAACGUUGUCCGGAACAUCCUGACCCUGUGGCGCGACGCGCAAUUAGUCCGCACCGAGCCCAUGAUUAGAGAGCUCAUUGGCCACGGCAGACACCCAUAUGCAGAGGCUAUCGUGGCAGAAGCAAAAGCCAACUUGGCGUACCUCGAACGUAUCAACCAGAAGAUGGUAACAGACCCUGACGACCAGAUAAUGUUCUCCAAGUCCGUCCGGGAACUCGGCGUCUGCUACUACUUUGCGAUCUUGCGGCCGUUGAACUGGUUUCCGAUAUUACGAUGGGCCAAAGCAAUUUCCCCGGCUUUUAUUUUGCGUUUGAAGACGAGACAUCCUCUAGCGCUGCUCAUACUGGCUCAAUAUUGUGUGUUGGUUCACAGGAUUAGUCGUAAUCACUGGUGGAUGAGGGGAUGGAGUGAGCAGAUUUUCCAUCACGUGGUUUCUCUCCUCGAUGGGCAAUGGAUGCCAUUCUUGAGAUCGGCUACUGCUGCGAUGAAUGAGACUUAA
Molecule: messenger RNA, 1326 nt
Organism: Talaromyces marneffei
Lineage: Eukaryota; Fungi; Ascomycota; Eurotiomycetes; Eurotiales; Trichocomaceae
Exons: 2
Coding region: 1-1326 (441 amino acids)
Biological process (GO): regulation of transcription by RNA polymerase II
Molecular function (GO): DNA-binding transcription activator activity, RNA polymerase II-specific; zinc ion binding
Source: RefSeq, a predicted model, not a curated record